UGGGGGGAAACGCCCAGCUCACCCCGGUCGCCUAGCCGACCGCCCAGCGUCCGCCACCGCCGAAGCAUGCAACACCUCCAGGAAAUGGAGACUCGCCUUGACCAACUCAUCUCGGAAAAUCGCCUGCUUGCCGCUGCCCGCGAUGAAGCUGAAGACAAGCUCCGCAAUGUCAGCGUCGCCCGCCGCAAGAGCGACCAUGCCCUCAACACCCGCGACGCCGACUUGCGCGACCGCGAAGCCGAGGUGGAACAAUUGAAGAGCUCGCUCGAGUGGCUGCAGAAGGAAGUGGCCCGCCUCACGGACGAAAACGAAGGGAUUCUGAUCACAAGCUCCAACCUCACUGCCACUCAUGCGCAGGAGGUCCAUACCAUGCGGGAUACCUUCGAUCGUCAGGUAGACGAAUUGCGUCGGGGAAAUCAACAACUGUCGGCGGAGAUGCACACUCGGGUGCGCGAAGAGGUGGACGCAGCGUUGGCACAAAAGGAUAUGGAACUGCGGCGGCUGCGCGAGGAGCUGGAGACCGCCCGCGACAAAGUGAAGCAACUACAGCAGCAGAUUGCAGCGGCAAUGCAGGACGACGUUCUCGUCUUCCGAGAUGAGGAUUACUUCGAUGCGGCGUGCCAAAAGCUUUGCGGGCAUGUCCAGCAAUGGGUCCUCCGGUUCUCAAAACAUUCCGAUCACCGUCGCUGCCGCAAGCUCGCCGAUCUACAGGACGAGAAGAUUGCCGAUCGGUUUGACAACGCCAUUCUGGAUGGCUCCGAUGUCGACACCUAUCUCGGCGACCGGGUUCGUCGCCGCGAUGUGUUUAUGUCUAUCGUCAUGACCAUGGUCUGGGAGUUCAUCUUCACGCGAUACCUGUUCGGCAUGGAUCGCGAACAACGGCAGAAGCUCAAGUCUCUAGAGAAACAGCUGGCAGACAUCGGUCCGCGCAGCGCCAUUCAUCGGUGGCGAGCCACUACCCUGACGCUGCUAUCAAAGCGGCCAACUUUCUCGAAGCAGCGUGAGAGCGACACCGAAGCGGUCGCGUUGGAGAUCUUCGGCACUCUAUCGCGGCUCCUCCCGCCCCCGAGCAAUGUCGAGGCCCAGCUGCUGGACUCCCUGCGUAAGGUGCUGCGGGUUGCGGUCCACCUGUCCAUUGAGAUGCGCACUCAGCUGGCGGAGUACAUCAUGCUUCCGCCAUUGCAACCCGAGUAUGACACCAAUGGCGACCUGUCGCGACAGGUGUACUUCAAUGCCUCGUUGAUGAACGAGCGCAGUGGCGAAACGACGUCGAACGAAGAACUGGAAACCCAGCAGGCGGUGGUGCGGGUUGUCCUGUUCCCCCUGGUGGUGAAGAAGGGCAAUGACCGGGGCGAGGGCGAAGACGAGGUGGUCGUUUGCCCGGCGCAGGUCCUCAUUGCCCGGCCCAACAAGGACAAGAAGCUGGUCAAAAUGCUCAGCGGCGAUCGCAUGUCUCUGGAUACGGCGCGAUCGGUUCACAGCGUCGCUCCAUCGUCGACCAUGGAUAUGAGUAAUGUGGUCUGAGGCGUCACACUCGGGCCACCGUACUCUGAAGAUCUGUGGAAGCAAGUGACCACUGAAGUCCGGGGUGUUGUCUUGAUUUCUUUUUCUGUCUCAUUGGCAAAAAAGUACUUGGCGUCCGGGGGAUGGGGAUGGAUGCGAAAGGAUAAUGAAUUAAUGUUUUGGAUGGUUGCUUGGAGCGUUGCUAUGAUUUGCGUUCUCAUAUAUCCCCAAUUUUUGUUUUUGUUUCUCUUCUGUUUUUAUUUCUUUUCUUCUGUUUCACAUUGACGACGUCCAUGAUGAUGCCUGAUAUCUACUCU
Aspergillus heteromorphus CBS 117.55 is the source of this 1820-nucleotide messenger RNA. RefSeq lists its product as uncharacterized. The record is from RefSeq and is a predicted model, not a curated record. The transcript has a single exon. NCBI's taxonomy places the organism in Eukaryota, Fungi, Ascomycota, Eurotiomycetes, Eurotiales, Aspergillaceae. The coding region runs from base 85 to 1524 and encodes 479 amino acids.